UUUUCAAACCUGGGAGGCAGUAACGGUCACUAACGUGUGUGCGCAUGCGCAGUGGCACUUCACACAACCGCAAUAAGCAAACAUGGCGGCGGCCGUCGACAGUGUUGUGAAAGUGCUGGGAGAGCAGUAUUACAGAGAUGCCAUGGAGCAGUGUCAUAGUUACAAUGCUCGUCUGUGUGCUGAGCGCAGCAUCCUCAUGCCUUUCCUGGACUCUCAGACUGGUGUAGCCCAGUCCAACUGUUACAUCUGGAUGGAGAAGAGACACCGAAGUGCAGGCGUAGCUCCAGGGCAGCUGUACACCUAUCCAGCCCGUCGCUGGAGGAAGAAACAGCGUUCCCAUCCACCUGAGGACCCCCGCUUGGCCUUCCCCCCUCUGAAAGCAGGUAUCACCUCUGUAGAUUUGGAGCUGGGUUUGAAGCGUGAUGCGUUGGGGGCGGUGGAUGGCAGCAGCCUGGAGGCCCUACUGAAGGGGGAACCCCUCGACAGGAGGAGUGGAGUGUCGGACCUCCGCCCUGAGGAUGAUUCAGCAACUGUGGAGCCUCCUGCCACCUCAGCGACCACUCACACGUCCUCUGGGCGUGUUCGCAAGAGAGUCCUGGACCAUGACGACUACUUGGAUGACCUGGAUGACGAAGACUUUGAGGACGAGACCCCCAAGAGACGAGGCAAGAGCAAGUCCAAGGGUCGCAGUGAUAAGAAUGGCAAGAAAAAACAGGAGGCUGCAGCUGCAGCGCUGGAGGAGAGAGACAAACCUUACGCCUGCGACAUCUGUGGGAAGCGCUACAAGAACCGUCCAGGCCUGAGCUACCACUAUACACACUCUCACCUGGCCGAGGAGGAGGGCGAGGACCGCGAGGAGAUCGAGGCACCACCCACUCCUCGCCAGCCUGAAGAGCAGAAGUCAACUAAGAAGGGUCCCAAUGGGCUUGCUCUGCCCAACGAUUACUGUGACUUCUGUCUGGGAGAUUCCACCUUAAACCAGAAGACCGGCCAAUCAGAAGAGCUGGUAUCCUGCUCAGACUGUGGACGCUCAGGCCACCCGACAUGCCUGCAGUUCACACCCGUGAUGAUGGCUGCUGUGAAGACUUACCGCUGGCAGUGCAUCGAGUGCAAGUGCUGCAACGUUUGUGGCACCUCAGAGAAUGAUGACCAGCUGCUGUUCUGUGAUGACUGUGACCGAGGCUACCACAUGUACUGUCUAAGUCCCCCCAUGACUGAACCACCAGAGGGGAGCUGGAGCUGUCACCUGUGCCUGGCUCUGCUGAAGGAUAAAGCCUCCAUAUACCAGCAGAACCAGAGCUCCGCCCCCGAGUGACAUCAUAUCAGCAACUCCCACCCCCUCAGUAACGGAACCCCGCCCCCCGAUGGAAACGUCAGACCUCCUCUCAGUCUGGAGCUCCAGGCUCUGUCCAGAUGUAGCUGAGCCAGAUCGCAGAUCAGCUUUAGAAGUCUUAAUAUCUACAGUGUCAGCCAACGUGGGGAUCAAACCAUCACUACCGACCUGCCUGCAAAGUCUCUGAGGCUUGCCGUCAAACACACAUACAUAUUGUGCGUAUAUACAGUAUAGACACACACUCUCUCCUGGACUGUUACAUACACUAGAUACAGAGACAGAGAGCAUGCAGUAACCAUAGUAACUGCUGUCUCCAUGGGAGCUCCCAGGAGCAAAAGGAUUAGCAUCACAGCUAAUUAUCUGCACCCUCUUCACACUCAAAGACACAGUGUGGACUGUCGAGACAACACGUUUCUUUUCUGCCAAAUUAUCUAUUUUUACUCCCCGAGUGUGGGAAAAAGAAAAUAUCACCACAUAUACGGUUGAGGAAUAUUAUUAUUAUUAUUAUUAUUAGUAUUAUUAUGAUGUAUUAUUAUUAUUGUUAUUGUUCUGGUUACUAGUGGACUUUUGUAGUGGCAUUUGUCUGUGUACUUUUGUCUGAUUGGAGCGUUCAUCUUUUAAAGAGGUUUCCCUGAAGGGAGCCGGUCAGUGCCAAGGUCCACCAUCAUAUGAAACACACACACAAUGAUCCAUGGAGCUUAUCAUAAUCAUGUCAGCCGUCUUCGUUUCAUUUAAAUCAGUGCGACAAAGAUGGUACGACAAAGUCUUAUUUUUUUUGGCAGCAAAAAAACUUUGGCUUUGACUCGUUACGCUGUUAGCACAAAAUCUUUGGCCUUGCUUCUUUCGGGUUGCACCAAAACCAACUUUUCAUUUCUGAUUCUGUUACUUUUAACUAAACACUAUACAGAUGAGUAUAUACUGUAAGUUUAAGAUAAAAAAAAAAACAUUUAGUGUAAUGCACUCUUCUACAUUAAUUCUCCAUCCGACAGAGCGAACAUUCCCUGAUUUUGAAAACCCUGACUUUUGACAAGUCAGACAACGCUGUUCUUAUUUAGGAAACUCACUACUAUAAGUCCAACACAUGAAACUAGUGAUCAUAAAGGUGCAUCCGUUUCUCAAAGAUGUAUUUGUGCCAGCUUUUUACAAACCAUAUGGCAGCAGCAUCAUCCGUCAUCCUUCACAAGUCCUUUUUAAACAGCAGCUGUCAAACCCGAGGAGACACACACACACAGACACACACACACACACACACACACACAAUCAAUUACAAACUGUAGCUGCUUUUAUCAUUUGUCACACUGAGGCAGAUUUGCAUGCAGAUUGCACCUGUAUGAAUGCGCACACACAUCACAAGUGUUUCUUUUUUUUUUUUUGUCGUUGUCGUAUUGUUUGUAUUUUUUUUUAUUUUUUACAUUUUAUAUUACCUGAUAUUCCAUUGGUACUGGGAGUUUUUCUAGUAGAAUUUUGUAAAGUCUAUGGUAUAGCAAACACUUCAAGUAUAUAGCUCCUAAUGCAUUCUAUGUACUGUAUUGACUUUUUCUAUUUUUGUUAUGACUGUGACAUGUUUGAAUUUAUUUGAUUAUUCUGAUAUGUCAGACCUCCAUUAUGAGUAUUUGUAAAAUGAUGUACUUUGUUGUACUAUUUUUAUUUUUACAUUUCUUUGGUAUCAAAGCCGAUUUAGCCUGACUGAAAUAAAAAAAUCACUUUGAA
Molecule: messenger RNA, 3043 nt
Organism: Larimichthys crocea (large yellow croaker)
Lineage: Eukaryota; Metazoa; Chordata; Actinopteri; Sciaenidae
Product: zinc finger protein ubi-d4
Exons: 11
Coding region: 83-1315 (410 amino acids)
Biological process (GO): nervous system development
Cellular component (GO): nBAF complex
Source: RefSeq, a predicted model, not a curated record